AUGUCCUCACGCCUCAGGGCCAUGUACAUGGCAAACUACAGCCCGGUCAACUUUGUGGCCACGGUGAAGCUGGCAAACGUUCAAACAAACGUUCACUCGAAUGUGACCAUUGCUUAUGGUCUGCUCGAAAAAUAUGCCGUGAUCAUGAGCAGCGACAGCGGAAGCAGCCAACAACUGGCCGUGUACUUGGCAAACUACCGCCCGGCCAACUUUGUGGCCACGGUGAAGCUGGUAAACGUGGACCGUUUCAGGCGGCACAAGCAAGCAGCCAUGGAUAAAGUGGUCGCAUCGGUCAUCAAAAACCCAUUCCUUGUGAAGUACUACAGCUGCUUCUGUGUCAAGGAGGCGUACGUGACCGUCAUGGAGUACAUUCCUGGCCUGGAUCUUAUGCGUGUGGUCACCCGGGAAGACUACCUAGACAUCGAUUCCUGCCAAAUAAUCAUGGCGCAACUGAUACUGGCACUAGAACACUUGCACCUUCGUGGCUUCUUGCAUCGAGACAUCAAGGUGUCUAACAUGCUUAUAGUGCCUGGAGGCCGAGUGAAAGUUAUCGACUUCGACACGGUGAAAAUCUGCAGCGGCCAUUUUUCCAAGCGCCUCCUGCGGGGGUACUUCCGGAGGACCCCGUUUGAGUUCCAUGACGGUGAAUCGGCUGGCACCAUUCCUUACAUGGCACCUGAAAUACUGAAGAGGCGCCCGUAUGGUCGCGCCGCGGAUUGGUGGUCAGCGGGCGUUGUCUUCUACAAGCUCACGACGGGUCGGGUGCCUUUUCGCGGCAAGACGAAGCAGGCGUUGCGCGAGCGUAUCAUCAAAGCUCCGCUGAAGUUUCCCCGGUCGGAGGACCACCCACACUCGGCAACGGCUCCUGCCAAGGACAUCAUAUAUCGCCUGCUAAAGAAGAACCCCGUGGAGCGGCUGGGGUCGCGCAAUUACAGCGACCUGAAGGCGCACCCCUUCUUCGAGCAAUUUGACUGGCAGAUGCUGCCCAACCGAACCGACCUUUCUGACAUAGCCAGCAUCGCUGAGCUUCUGACGGAGGACACGCAGAAGGGCAACGCGCCCGACCUGGAUGACCAACGCCGCCACUUGGCCAUUGACGAGAUGACAGACAUUCCCUUUGAUGCACAGAAGCCUCUACUCUGCUACGCAUCGGGAAGCUUCAAGAAGCUCAUCCACAAGAUCAGGGAGAGCAAGGCGCCCAUCAACGUGUCAGGUUCGUUCAUGGAGACCAGCGGCUUGUCGACUACUCCCAUUGACUACCGCGGUGCCACCUCUGGCCAGAGCAGCACAAAGAUUGGACUCGGAAGUACUCCCACUGAGAAGAAAGACGGUCAGAAUCCCAGCAUCGGAAAAGUCGACUUAAUCCUUUUCAGGAAGAAGAAAUUCUACAAAUACUGGAGCUUUGGCUUUUCGAUGCGCCGGGUUAAAGGAGAAGAUGACAAGUUUUAUCUGUACAUCGAUAGCGUGAAGAAAGACAGCCCGGCUGACCGGUCUCAGGUGCUGCCACUGGACGUCGUGCUAGGCGUGAACGGGACGCCUGUAGAAGACUUGUCGCAGGCUCGCAAGGCUCUGGCCACGUGUAGCGACCAGCUCGUCCUGACGGUGAUGUCGUGCAGCACGUACCGCGUGCUUACCUCGCGCAGAGACAUGAUGAGUCUGAUACGCGGAUUAAGCAAGGACAACGCGGUGCUCAAGAGCGCACCCUUCUCUUGCAUCACGGGAAUGCCGUACGGCUUGGGCGUCAUCGACAUAAGCGUGUGGGACGACAAGGCAAAGCGCUUCACUACAGUGUUUGCUCUCACACACGCUGAGGUAACGCCUGCGAACAACGGCAUGGUGUACCCCGGAGACGUGUUGUCGCACAUCGACGGAGUGAACCUGGAGGGUCUGACACACCAGCAGGUGAUGCAGAUGCUGAACACGGCCUCCGGCGACGUCGCGGUGUCCGUGGUGCCGAUGUCCCCCAUGCGCACGCGUCCCAUCCUUUUGAGCAAGCUGCACGAGACAGCCAUGACCGACAGCAACGUGCCCAGCCGCACCACUGCGGCUGACAUAGAGUCACAGUGA
Rhipicephalus microplus (southern cattle tick) is the source of this 2067-nucleotide messenger RNA. Its product is annotated as microtubule-associated serine/threonine-protein kinase 3-like. NCBI's taxonomy places the organism in Eukaryota, Metazoa, Arthropoda, Arachnida, Ixodida, Ixodidae. The record is from RefSeq and is a predicted model, not a curated record.